This is a messenger RNA of Corticium candelabrum, 1236 nucleotides long. Its product is annotated as arrestin domain-containing protein 2-like. The coding region runs from base 1 to 1236 and encodes 411 amino acids. Lineage: Eukaryota; Metazoa; Porifera; Homoscleromorpha; Homosclerophorida; Plakinidae. The transcript has a single exon. Gene Ontology annotation, biological process: protein transport. The record is from RefSeq and is a predicted model, not a curated record. Gene Ontology annotation, cellular component: cytoplasm.
AUGAUUCGCGCGUCUGUGCAGUUCGCUAACAGUCAGGGAGUCUACUAUCCAGGUCAGACGAUGGUUGGAAAAGUUAUUCUGCAACUGGACAAAUCAAUUCGGUCGAGGAAGGUUUCCUUGACAUUCGUGGGAUUUGCCCGUGCAGUGAUAGUAGAACGAAAAAUUCCGAUGCGGGAAAAAGAAUACUAUCUCGACCACAAUAUGACGUUGUGGAGUGCUCCACCGGGUCAAGACACUCUACCAUCCGGUACUCAUCAGUAUCCUUUUUCGUUCCUGUUGCCUGAACAUCUGCCAGCAUCGUUUGAAUUUGGCAAACGCACCCAGAACAAGCGUGCCCCUUGUUCCAUUCUGUAUUGGGUAGCUGUGAGAGUGGACAGACCGCUGCGUUUCGAUUUCAAGGGCAAAGCUCCUUUCACUAUCUUGGAAUGUAUUGACAUUAACCAUCCCUCUCUCCUCCGCUCGAUGAGAAGCGAAAAUGAAAAGCAGUCGUGGUGCUGUUGCUGCGCGUCUGGCGGGAUAACUCUCUCGGGUAGUGUCGAUCGGAUGGGUUACUGCCCUGAUGAGAGGAUCAAGAUAUCAGCAGUAGCUGAGAAUCACAGUGCUAGACAGCUAAACGGCCUGAGAGUCCGACUCAUGUGCGUUAUUUCUCUUUUUCCAAACACCAGAAAAGUUAGACGCAAACUAUUCAUAUCUAGAGAGAAAACAACGGGGAGGGUUAUACCUCCAGGAGAACGCGAGGAGUGGCACACUACAACAAUCAAGGUUCCUCGUCUGCUUCCUACUAUAAACACUUGCAGCAAAGUGUUGGCUCGUGAUUACUACGUUGAAGUAGCAGUCAUCAUUCCUGGAGGAACUAACCUGCGUACAUAUUUUCCAAUAAUUAUUGGUUCUGUUCCAAUGCUCCCAUCAUCCCAAAUCAGCGGUUAUCUUGCCAUCGAUAGCCAUGGCAGCAACCCACCUCUACUGGCUGUUCCUCGAUCUGCGUAUGUCACCCCAGUCACGUCACCACCACAGUCUACUACCGCUUCUGACCAGGGCACAAAUUAUGGUUCCAUCUCGUCGGAUGCUCCUCCUGCUGAUCAAGUCACAAUUGAUGAUCUCAUCACGUCAAGUCGUCCUGCUAUCAACUCGUGCAACGGAGAUCAAGAAAGAGUCGUUUCUGUUUCUCCUCCUUCAGAUCAGCCACCUUACGACGACGCAAGAGAAGACCAACCUCUACUGACUACCAGUAAUUAG